This is a messenger RNA of Odontomachus brunneus, 4617 nucleotides long. It is a transcript of the gene Dh31-R, whose product is annotated as calcitonin gene-related peptide type 1 receptor-like. Gene Ontology annotation, cellular component: plasma membrane. The record is from RefSeq and is a predicted model, not a curated record. Gene Ontology annotation, biological process: cell surface receptor signaling pathway; adenylate cyclase-modulating G protein-coupled receptor signaling pathway. NCBI's taxonomy places the organism in Eukaryota, Metazoa, Arthropoda, Insecta, Hymenoptera, Formicidae. The transcript is spliced from 14 exons. The coding region runs from base 1032 to 2300 and encodes 422 amino acids. Gene Ontology annotation, molecular function: calcitonin receptor activity.
GCCUAACGGCUACGGGGGCGUCCUCGUCGUCAUCGUCGUCGUCCCCGUCGCCGUAGUUGUCCGUUGUCGUCCUUGUCGUCGAUUCAACGCCGCUAGUUUCUCGGCGGUGGCGGCGCGCGCACUUCGAGUCACGUUUGGUUCGCGCCGCUCGAGAAGGAGUUUAGUAGCUGCUGCGCGGCCGCGUGCUUCGCGAACUCUUUGCAAGCCUUUUCCGUCGUAUUGUCACAACAAUCGGCUGAUAUUGGCGGGCUGGCGUCGGAUCGUUCGUCAAGCGUUAACGGACGUAGUACGAAGAAAAGGCAGAAGAGAGCGAGACAGAGGAAGAGAAGAAAGACGCGCGUGCCGGCGGCCGAAUUUCGUCGACGGUCAAAGGUAGCGGAAUCAUGCGAGUGCGAGUGCGAGCGCGGUAACGCGAGGGCAAAUAAUCGCGCGAGGACAGACGCGUCCGUUAACGAUUUAACGCGAUAACGCGCGGUGUGUGCACUCGACGUUCGAGGAUACGCGCUGACCGUCGCGUCGCGGUCACACCACGUGUUUGCAUCGGCCUCUUCGCUGAUUACGAGUCAUUAUCGCGGCCGGAGAGCGACGACGCGUGAUUGCACAGCGCGCAACGGCGGCCAACUCGCGCGCGUCUCUCCGCGCGAAUAUCGCGUGAACUAAUAUCCGAAGUGCGGCAAAUUACGCGGGGAAUCGAUCGAGACACGAAGCCGAGACAACGUCCGCCUCAAUGACCGUGAUCGAACAUUCGGAACGGCGAUCGACACGGAAGGACGGCCCGUCGCCAAACGGCCGAUCAUAUUUAUGAUCGCCCUCAGCAUUCGGCGGCGAUAGAUAAGAGACACGCCCUGCGUCCGCCACGACCACUACUACGAUCAGCGGUCAUCCGCUCCGGUCGAGCGGAUUCCUGCCCGCAGCGAAACGUGGGCAAGCUACCUAGCCGUCCACCAGCCAGUGUCCCUGAUCUGGUGUUCGAACAUUCACGUGACGUUCCCGUGGUGUUUCAUCCUUGUAACUUGCCAAUAACGCCAAUCAUGGAGACGCAGAGUGAGAUGCCGGGGAACACGACGGCGGGCAGCACGCUGUUAGACGAGGAUCUCCAUCGAAUUAUCGUAGAGCGCAGGGAAGAAUGUUUCAAGAUGAGGGUUAUGAACACGACGCCGCUACCGGAGCCAUAUUGCCGGCUUACAUUCGAUGGGUGGUCCUGUUGGCCGGACACUCUAGCGGGAUCAACCGUGUACGCACCAUGUCCGGACUUCAUCACCGGUUUUGACACAUCGCUGAUGGCGCACAAGUACUGCGAAUUGAACGGCACAUGGUUUCGACAUCCCGAAUCUAAUCAGAUAUGGAGCAAUUACACGACUUGCGUGAAUCUGCAGGAUCUGAGCUGGCAGCAAAGAAUAAGCGGAAUCUACGAGGUGGGAUACGCGAUAUCCUUGGUAGCGCUGUUACUUUCCUUAGGAAUUCUCACGUACUUCCGGUCUCUGAGAUGCGCACGGAUUACGUUGCAUAUGAACCUAUUCACCUCAUUCGCGUUCAACAAUGCCCUGUGGCUGAUCUGGUACAGAUUCAUCGUGGCGAAUCCGGAUAUAUUACUUAAUAACGGCAUACCAUGUCGCGUUCUGCACGUGCUCCUUCAUUACUUUCUAUUAACAAACUACGCCUGGAUGCUCUGCGAGGGCUUCUAUCUGCACACGCUGCUGGUAAACGCAUUCACCAGCGAGCACAAAUUAGUGAAUUGGCUGAUGGGACUCGGAUGGCCGAUGCCGGCUGUAAUCCUCACCUUGUAUACGGCAUUACGCGCUUCCAGUGACGAUCCUGCGGACACCGAGCAGUGCUGGAUCAACGAGGGCAAUUAUAUGAACGUGCUGGUUUAUCCCGUAUGCGUAUCCACCAUGUUGAAUCUGCUCUUCCUAUUUAACAUCGUGCGAGUGCUCCUUAUGAAGCUGCGCGCCGGUCCUGCCAUCGGAACGCGUCCGUCGCGAUCCAUGUUGCAGGCUUUCAGGGCGACGUUACUGUUAGUACCUCUCUUGGGACUUCACUAUUUAGUGAUCCCAUUCCGACCGCCCAAGAAGCAUCCAUGGGAGCAGUUUUACGAGGUCCUUUCGGCGAUUACGGCUUCCUUCCAGGGUCUCUGUGUGGCAGUACUUUUCUGCUUUUGCAACGGCGAGGUAAUAGCGCAGUUCAAGAGGAAGUGGGAGGGCAACGCGCUUUUGCGAAAACGAGCCAACUCCUGCACGGCCACAACUGUCUCGUUUAUCCGCUCGACCGCAGGUCCGAUGGCGGGAGAGGAGAAGGUGUGACUAUCAACCAGCAGCGUCGACGGUGCCGCAGGACGACUGCAAGCUAACCGAGGCUCAGCAUCAGGAACAACAACACCAAGCCAUGCAGAUGAUCGCCACCAGUCGAACCAGUAAUCAUGGUAACAACAACCACGCGCAGGUGCUCAUCAAGCGUGGCGACUUACACGACGAAAGCGACCAGACGCAGUGUUGAUGAUCAUCGAUCGGACAGGGUUACUCGCGUACGGGACCACGUAUAGAACGAGUUUCUUCGCGAUGUGGACGAUGGGAUAUCCCGACAAAUUCUGUCGAACUAUUUGUCGAUACGCUCCGAGAAGCGCAGCAGUGAUUUACGAGCGCACCACUCGAUGAAUUAGUGGUAUGAGUUACAUGAUAAGUCACGUAAAUUGAAUUAACACUUUGAGGACAGGGGACACAAAUUAAUGUCUUUAUGUAACCAACGCUUGCAGACACCAAUACUCAAAGCGUUAACACGCAAAUUAUUGCAACUGUGGCGGGCAGCACGUAAUUUGGAGGUUCUUGAAAAAUCGUGGGAGAAGUAAUAUAAUUAAACGGCACAAAAUUUGACACUAUGAAUUCGCCGAAAUAAAGAAGUAUCACUGUGUCGUCCCACUUAAAUACUAAAAAGAGAAUUUACAGAGGCAGUUUAUCGCCUGAGACCUAUAACUUGGAAUUUACUAAAAUGAUUUAUUUUCUUAACAAAAACAGAAUUGACCGAAUUGUGAAAGUGGGACGGACGUUGAAGGGGGAUAAUAGAUUGAUCAGGCCAAGGAUAAUUGCUCUUUUUCGAGUUAUUUAAUUUAUUAAAAAUGCUAUAAAAAUUGCAACGAGAUGAAUUGGAUAGUUUUUAAAGAUAUUAAUUCCAUAACAUUAAAAACUACAUAACUAUUAUUUUUUAUCUGAUUUAUGCAAGUAUUCAGUACACUUUGUACUUGAAAAAGUAAUGCAAAGAAAUAACAAAAUAUGAAUUCUUUUCAAGUUACCAACCCACUCCCCCUUUAACUGGACGAACUUAAUUUUGAUGUCGAUCAAUACGUAAUCGAGAUCUAUAUAAUAAAGUGUGGUAUGAUUCUCUUCACAAUAAAUCUCAACUAAAGCGCAACUGAGCGAAAACUAUCAUGUUUAAAUUAAAUAUUUCAAAAAGAGGAAUCAUAUCAAUGAUCAUUCGAUCGUCGUUUUUAUACUCUAGCGUUAUUAGUUAAUGUGUUAAUGUUCUUGCCAAUUGUUUCGAAUAUAAUGCGGUUUGUUUAAUAUAUUAAUAUAUUUUAAUAUAUUUUAACAUUAACGCAACGUGAUUUUAAAUAUACGAUGUCAUUGAAAGGCGACUCAAAACUUUGCAAACUUGUAGUACUCACUUUCUAUUAAAUUUCUUUCUCACAUUUGUUUGAUACGUAUUCAAGUUUUUUUAUUAAAAUCAUUAUUUAAAAUAUUAAAUUAUUUUAUAUUUAAAUAUUUGCCCUCUAAGAUUUUUUAUAUGAUGAUGACGAUGUCAAGUAAACAUUAAAAUAGAAGGACAAUACACAGAAGGCCACUCGUAACAAGUUAAAAUAACAAAAAAAUAAAUAAAAUAAUUUCGUAUUAAAAAAAAACUUAUUGUUAGGUAUAACAAUUUUCUGCUUUUAUAUUGCAAAAAAAAUCGCUGUUGAUCCUGAAAGGAUUGAUGCGCAGAUUUAUGUUGACUGGUCCUUUUUUAAUUUAUUGAGUACCAUAAGCCUUUGCGCAAAGUAUUGAACACUUUCUUCCAAUAACAUCCUCUACAUUGAUCAGCUGUAUACUAAUACUCAUUUCUUUGCAACGCAAUCGUGAAACAAAAAUCAUUAACGCUACAAUUAGAAUAAAUGUUAAUACGGUACUAGUCUUAACUGUGCGAUAAAUAAGAGGAAAAUUUUGCGCAUCUGUAAAUGUCAUAAGUAAAACGAAUUAAGAAUCUUCAAGGAUGGUUUUGAGGUAAAGAAGCAUUUCGUGCAAACUAGAAAGGAGACCCCAUACAGGUACCUGAGCAUUAACGCUUGGAAGUCGGAUACUUGGAGCUUUCGUUGCCGAUAGAAGUGAUAUUUUCGUGACAAUGGCCAAAGAGUUUCUCGUUUCAUCAUUUUCUUACAUAUGAAGUCUUACUUUUACAUAAUGCAUCGACUGUAAGCGGUUCUAUACGAAUAUAAUGUGAAUAUUGUGUAUAUAUAGUACGUGUAACAUCUUGAUUGUUGUAAGGAAUUCAUAUCUCCAUAAAGAAAUGAAAAGCCGAUUCCCGAGGAAAUGUUUAGAAAAUUUAAUAUAUUUUGCGAAAGGAUACAAUAAACCUGAAGCUAAACAGUCUCGA